AAUAGUCAUUAUCUACGGACAGCUCGCUUCUCGUGCCUAGCAAUCUUGUGGUCGCAUACUAUCAGCUUAUGUCUACCAAUUCAUUCAUUGUAUUGUGUAGAAAUAUUCCACGUCUUUAAAAACAGACAAAAAAAAAUUAUCGCGAGGCAUUCCAACUAUUUUGUUUUGGACGUGAUUGGAGCCACUGACAAGUAACUGUCUAUAUGAGAGAGGAGAUGCUCAAGUUAAGCUCAAAAACAAUUUUGAUUCACAGCUAACAGCGAUCAAGUUUAAGAAUUGCCUAACUCUACUGAUAGAGGUGCCGAAAAGUGAGAGGGAUUCAACGUCUGUGUAGUCGUGUGUGGUAUAUUUUGUCGUUCCUGUGCUCAUUCAAAGUAUAAUUAAAGAGAAGUGAUGGCCGCGGCCUCUGUGGAUGCACCGGGACAGGACGAGCUUGAGGAUAAUAAGAUCAAGCUCAUAACAGAAGUCUACAGACCUAUACUAUUAGAGAAUCUCGAUGUGAGGGAUAUUGCAGAACAUCUGAAGGUUCAGUUUGUUGGGGGAGAUGACGGCAGUCAUGAGAUGUUCAAAGACGUUCUUGAGUUGAUUGAAACAUCAAAGGCGACACGUAAAGAAAUAACAAACCAAUUCCUAGAUGCACUCCAGACUAAGAAAGACAAAAGAGGGCUCUUUUGCGCCGUUGUCGAUGCUCUCUACCAAUCAGAUAACGAUGCAAUAGCAAGACAUUUGGAGGGAACACGGCAACUCGACACAAAGAAAAGGGAACAUUAUCGCUCUUUUCUUUGGCUCUACGCUAAUCGAUUGGAGGACAUCGAACCUCUCUGCCUCAUUGCCGAUCUAAAGGAAUAUCUAACGAAGCGAGAUAGCGAAAAAAUACGGAAGACGGUGUGUAAUCAAGGUAACUGUGCAGGCGCCACAGAACUUCUCUUGAGACUGGACCGUAAAUCAGAGGACUGCUUCAAAGAAUUCAUCCAGGCCCUUCAAAGGCACGGCGUACACAAGCUUGCAAAGGAAAUGGAGGACAUGAAGAACUUCGCCUUAGGAAUCAGCCCAGAUGAUGAUGAUAAUGAUGUCGACAAUGGACUCAAUGGCGAGGAUAUUCCUGUAGUCGGCAACACAGAGAACACGAAAGAGGGGGAGUUUAAACCAAUAAGUCUCUAUGACUACCAAGAAGAGGUCCUCACACCAGCCCUGAAGAGAAAGAACGCCAUGGUUGUCCUACCGACGGGGACAGGAAAGACAGAAGUCGCCAUCGCUCUAAUAGAUCGGUUGUUCCUAAACAGGGGCCAACCAUGCCAACAGAAGACUGUGUUCGUAGUGAACAAAGUUCCUUUGGUGAAGCAACAGAAGGACAGAUGUCUGAAAUACUUGGAAGGAAAAUGCAGGGUCGCUGGAGCAAGCGGCGAGGAGUUAAACCAUGUGCCAUUAGACAUCGUCAUCGGAAACAACGACAUCGUCGUCCUAACGGCACAGGUGCUCGUCAACGCCCUAAAAGACGAGAACAUUAAGCUUACACUCUCCGACAUCGCUCUCCUUAUUCUUGAUGAAUGUCAUCACUGUCAGAAAUCCAAUCCUUAUAAUAUUCUAAUGGCGUUGUACAGAGAUCUUAAACUCAAUUCCCCUAGAAGCCCAAGACCACAGAUCCUUGGUCUGACAGCGUCCCCUGGUGUAGGUAAUUCGAAGGAUAUCGCCCAAGCUGAAGAAUAUAUCACUAAGCUAUGUGCUAACCUAGACUGUAGAAUAUCAAGACCAAGUAUCUACGCUCAUAAGCUUGGUAACAAGAAAAACUCGCCCAAGGAGAUCCAGAAAAUAGUGAAAGGAAGAUCACUAGAAGAUGGCUACUUUCGUGAGAUCAGUGUCAUCAUGGAAUGCAUAGAAGAUAGAAUCAAAGAUGUGGAAGCCGGGAGGACACUGGUAGAGGAAAAUGAUGAAUUCACUAGGAUGGCAUCCCGCCGGGGUACACAAGGAUAUGAACAGAGUGUUGUCAAUUUGAGGAAGAAAAUUCAACAGGAGGUGGAGGACGAGGAUGACAGGAGAGAGCUAAUGACUUGUGUUAAUUAUCUGAGGCAAUACAACAACAGCUUAUUCGUGAACCGCGAUGCGAGGACAUCCGACGCUAUCGCCUACAUGGAAGCAUAUAUCGACGAGGAGGAGAUUAGUAACCCUUCUGGUCCGGUCGAUAUGAUACUCAAGAAGAUGUUCAGAGAUAAGCUUGACAAUUUGAACAGAAUUGCCAAUCUACAUGUCAAUAGUGUCAAUCCUGUAUUGAAUGAGCUUGGGAAUCAGUUAAAGAAGGAGUAUAAGAAGAAUGCGGACUCCCUUAGCAUCAUUUUUACAAGGACAAGAGAAUCAGCCAAGGCUUUGGUUAAGUGGCUGAAUGAAGACCCGGAGCUUGGGCAUCUGAAUGCUGACUUACUGAUUGGGAGCGGCAAUCAAGGUAUGACAUCAACAGAACAGAACAGGAAUCUGCAAUUGUUUAAGGAUAAGAAAUACAAGAUCAUGGUUGCCACGUCGGUCGCAGAAGAAGGUCUGGACAUCACAGAUUGUAACAUGGUUUUCAGAUACAACUACGUCACCAGUGACAUUGGCCAUGUUCAGACUAAAGGUCGAAGCCGAGCGAAAUUCAACGGGAAAAUCGUCGUCAUUGUGAAUUCUGAUCUUCAGCUUCAAGACCGUGAACUCAAGAAUAUCAUAAGGGUGAAGAUGAGCGAACAAGCUAUCAAAAACGUCGCCGAUGCCGCUCUUAAUGAUGAAAAAGCCUUUGAAGAUAAAAUUGCUUUGGUACAGAAGAAAGAUCAGAAAGAGCGACAGCGGGAAAAGGAUCUUGCACGAGCCAACAAGGCAAAGAAAGAAGAGAGAACAGGCAUUGUCCUCCAUUGCAUCAAGUGCUUCCAUGAAGCCUGUUCUCUGGAUGACAUCAGGUCCAUCAGAAACCAGCACCAUGUGGUUAUGAACGACCUCUUCCUGGGAAAGAUUCAGCUUGUUGAUCUGAAGAAGCAGCCUCUGAUCGACGAAUUCAAGCACCAGCAGAAGAUCCACUGUGGCAACUGCCAGCAUAAAUGGGGCACCAUGGUGGUGUACCAACAAGAAAAGCUUCCAUUGAUCGCUGUCAAGAAUUUUACAUUGAAAGAUGGAAACGGCAGGAAAUGGUUUCCCAAAUCCUGGAAGGAAGUACCUUUCGUGGUCCACCCCAUAGAUAUCAGUGAUCUGGGAAAGCGAAGCAACGAAGGUGCAGUUGCUGAUCCAGAAGUUGUCCAGGAGAACGGAGAGAUCGAAGAAGACGAUGGCCCCAUCGAGUUCUCUAACAUCAUGCAGGUUGACGACUAGUUACCGUAGCAUGUGAGUGACCCAAAGCGGAGGAAACGAUAUUGUUCAUAUAAUAAAAAUAAUAAUCUUCCGAAUCGUGUUCACGUUGGAAGAUGAGAACUUUGCAUCAAGAUAUAAAGGAGGAUAUUUUUAUAUAAUGUUCCAUUGGUACGACUCUGGUAUGAAUAUGAAGGUAAUAUUAAGGAGAAGAUCCACAAUUUGAAUGACAAUAAUAAUCACGAUCUAGCAUAGAUUUCAAACUUAUCCUUAUGCACUUAGUGUAUGUGACAUGCAAUGACAAGAGAGAUGUGCUUUCAAGGAACUGUUGAUUAUCAGAUUAUAUGGUAUCAUUCAGCAUUGUUAUACAAAUUGCACGAUUCAUCGAAAAAUUUAGCGAUUACAGCGAGUCAUAUGUACAUAAAACAGAUCAUUCAAUCAUAGAUUAUACAUGAUAUGAAGUGCCAUACGGACAUUGUAUUGUCAUGAAUGUGGGACAUAUUUUAUGUAGUUGCAUCGGCUUUAAACCGAAUUAAGACUAUUUUUAAUAGGAAUAUAUUGCUUUGGAUAGGUCAUUGUAGGCAAAGGUCUAUUGAUGUUGAACGGGUAUUCUGAGCGCGCGUUAAUACUGAAAUCUAUGUUUUCGAAAUUCAGUAUUUUUUGUAGAUUUUAUUGAGAAUUGAGAAUUAUUUCAUAAUUCAUUUUGCGCUUCAUCUCAUUUUCUCUGUCGGUAAUUCGCUAAGAAUUUCAAGAUCCUUGAUCGCAGUAAGAGGAUAAGGAGGCCAAAUAAAAAUGUUAUUUUAUAAUGAAACAUAGUUUCGCAAUAAAUGUUGCCUCUGUUUAGAGGAAGAAGGCAGAAUAUUAAUGAUUCGUGAACAAAUAUCAACCACAAUGUCACAUUUUACCAAUUAGCUAGGGUUAAUUAUCACAAAAUAUUGUGCUUUUUUGAAAAUUCCUUAAAGCUUAACAUAUUUCGUGCACCUUUGGUGCUCUCAUUGAAUCAAACAUUCUGGUGUAAUAUAACAGUUUCGGAUGAUUUUGUAAAUGAAUGUUAGUUUUUGGUUCGGCCAUGUGACUUUUAUGACUUCAAAACAUUAUAUUUGUGAGCGUUUUAGUGGUGACUACAAAUAAUGGUCUUGAGGUAUAACCGCCUUCCAUUAGUACCAUUACAGACAUUUUUAUUACGUGGCGUGAUUUUAGUUUUAAUACGUUGUUGACUAACCUUAAGAUUUUUAAUGUAUGUCAAAGUAUUUACAAUACGAUUUUACUGUCCCUCUGUGGUUUAUACCACAUUUAUUAUUAAAUGUUAUUCGUGUGACCCUUAAGCACUUCUCAGUUCAUCGUCAUUCUAUGCGCUGACAUCAAAUCAAAAUUAUGUUACUGUUAUAAGAUAUUAUAAACUCGUGUAAACACCUUAUACUUUCUUGUACUGGUUACAUAUAGUCAUAACAAAACAAAUCCGAAAUUUAAUCGCUUUUUUGCCAAUUUAAUAUUUAUUCAAAGUUACUCAAACUUUUGACGUUCCCCAGGUCUUUAUCCCGAACAAAAUUACAAUAAUAUGAUCAAUCGUAAUUACAGGGCGCAUCCUUAUAGACGUUAUAUAUAUGAUAACUGGCUGAUAAACGCAUAUACGUAUGUAUAUAGAUCAAUUUACUAUGUAUAUGUUUUCGUGGCAAACUUUAACUUCUGUAGUUUAUGUAUAACUAUAUGAAUAUAACUAUUACUAGAAAGAGAAUUAUUGUAUUUACUAUUAGGUUGGCAUUGUAUAUGUAUCUGACUAUAUGCUUGGCAUUGCAUAUGUAUCUGACACUGCAUCGGUCACGUUUAAACGAGAACAAAAACAUUGUGAAUUUACAUAUCGUAGUUUUUACGUUGAAAAAUAUAUUUUGUUAAAUUACUAAUAUAGAGAGCCAAAGUGUGACGUCAUGGCGGGCUGGUUCUAAACAGAGUCGCAACUGACGAUUUUCUAUGACUUAGGCUCGUCUGAAAAAUAGAUUGCAAGCGAUCAAAUUCCGAUAGCAGCCAUUUUCUUCUAUGAAAAACAACGCUUUCAUUCGGCGGGUUCAUUUGUUAGAACCAGGCCGCUAUGACACCAUGAAAACUGACGUCAUCGCUUCGGUACUCUAUUGCUAAGGUAGUUUUUGUACAUGAACUGUUUCAAAAUUUAAUUGACAUAAGGAAUGUUGCAAUCACACAAUUAAAAAAGAAGAAUGU
Molecule: messenger RNA, 5517 nt
Organism: Lytechinus variegatus (green sea urchin)
Lineage: Eukaryota; Metazoa; Echinodermata; Echinoidea; Temnopleuroida; Toxopneustidae
Product: probable ATP-dependent RNA helicase DHX58
Exons: 15
Coding region: 394-3327 (977 amino acids)
Cellular component (GO): cytoplasm
Molecular function (GO): zinc ion binding; ATP binding; DNA binding
Source: RefSeq, a predicted model, not a curated record